Messenger RNA from Struthio camelus australis, 8980 nucleotides. Lineage: Eukaryota; Metazoa; Chordata; Aves; Struthioniformes; Struthionidae. The record is from RefSeq and is a predicted model, not a curated record.
UCAGAUAUCCUUUGAGACUGCAAAAACUAUUUAAAGAAAGAAGAAGGCAUGAGACUGGAUUCCGUACAGUAAAGUAGGUUAGUCUGAGGACAAGAAAAUAAGUCAUUAUUUGCACCUCCUUGUGCUGCCGUGAUGAGAACUUACCAUUGCUUCUGGCUGCUGUUUUGGGCUGGUCAGCCCCACCAAACUUUCUUAACUUUGUUGUCCAAAAGGACUAGUGGCUUCCCAGAAAAGGAAAAGGUUUUGGUAUUGUCUGGAAACAGCAGGAAAGACUUCAAUCGUUCCAAAAGGAGCUGGAUGUGGAAUCAGUUCUUUUUAUUGGAGGAAUAUACAGGGACCGACUACCAAUAUGUUGGCAAGCUGCAUUCAGAUCAGGAUAAAGGAGAUGGAUCACUUAAGUACAUCCUUUCCGGAGAUGGAGCAGGAGACCUCUUCAUUAUCAAUGAAAACACUGGUGACAUCCAGGCCACAAAGAGACUGGACAGGGAAGAAAAGCCUGUAUACAUACUUCGUGCCCAGGCUAUAAACAGAAGGACUGGAAGACCAGUGGAACCAGAAUCUGAAUUCAUCAUUAAGAUCCAUGACAUCAAUGACAAUGAGCCAAUGUUUACAAAGGACAUUUACAAUGCCAGCAUUCCCGAAAUGUCAGAUGUUGGCACCUUUGUUGUACAAGUCACUGCAACUGAUGCUGAUGAUCCUACUUAUGGGAACAGUGCUAAAGUUGUCUACAGCAUUCUCCAGGGACAACCGUAUUUCUCUGUCGAAUCUGAGACAGGCAUUAUUAAAACUGCUUUGCUAAAUAUGGACCGUGAAAACAGGGAACAAUACCAAGUGGUCAUCCAAGCUAAGGACAUGGGAGGCCAGAUGGGCGGAUUAUCAGGAACCACCACCGUGAACAUCACACUGACUGAUGUAAACGACAAUCCACCGCGCUUCCCCCAGAGCACAUAUCAAUUCAGAGCACCUGAGUCUACUUCACCUGACUUACCAAUUGGCAGAAUAAAAGCUAAUGAUGCUGAUGUGGAUGAAAAUGCAGAGAUUGAAUACAGCAUUACUGAGGGGGAUGGAUAUGACAUGUUUGGAAUCAUCACAGACAAGGACACACAGGAAGGAAUUAUAACCGUCAAAAAGGCAUUGGAUUUUGAAAAUAAAAAUCUGUAUAUUCUCAAAGUGGAAGCUACCAAUACUCACGUGGACCCUCGAUUCCUCUACCUGGGGCCAUUCAAGGACUCAGCUACAGUCAGAAUUCAGGUGGAGGAUGUAGAUGAACCCCCAGUGUUCAGCAGACCAGCAUAUAUAAUUGAAGUGAAAGAAGAUGUUCCAAUAAACAGCAUAAUAGGAACAGUAACAGCUCAGGAUCCAGACGCUGCCAAGAACCCUGUCAAGUAUUCUGUAGAUCGACACACUGAUAUGGACAGAGUAUUCAACAUCAAUUCAGGAAAUGGUUCGAUAUUUACUUCAAAACCCCUUGACCGGGAAACAUUGCUAUGGCACAACAUUACAGUAAUAGCAGCAGAGAUCAAUAACCCAAAACAAAGCAGCCGUGUCCCAGUGUUCAUUAAGGUUUUGGAUGUAAAUGACAAUGCCCCAGAGUUUCCCAUGUUUUACGAGACCUUCGUCUGUGAAAACGCAAAGGCAGAACAGCUGAUACAAACACUAAGUGCCGUCGAUAAAGAUGACUCUUUCAGUGGACACCAAUUUUCAUUCUCCUUAGCGCCUGAGGCAGCCAGCAGUUCAAAUUUUACACUCCAGGACAACAGAGACAACACAGCAGGGAUUUUCACCCGAAAAACCAGAUAUAACCGGCAUGAAAUGAGUACCUACCUCUUGCCAGUGGUAAUAUCAGAUAAUGACUACCCUAUCCAGAGCAGCACCGAAACAGUGACUAUUCGAGUAUGUGCAUGUGACCAUCGAGGAAAGAUGUUGUCCUGUAAUGCAGAAGCCUUGAUUCAUCCUACUGGUCUUAGCACUGGGGCUCUAAUUGCUAUUCUUCUCUGUAUCAUUAUAUUACUAGUUACAGUUGUGCUGUUUGCAGCACUGAGACGGCAACGGAAAAAAGAGCCUUUGAUUAUUUCCAAAGAGGACAUCAGAGACAACAUUGUCAGUUAUAACGACGAAGGUGGUGGAGAGGAAGAUACCCAGGCAUUUGAUAUUGGCACACUGAGGAAUCCCGAAGCCAUAGACGAUAAUAAAUUACGCAGAGACAUCGUGCCAGAAACACUUUUUAUGCCACGGCGGACUGCAGCAGUGCGAGAUAACACAGAUGUCAGAGAUUUCAUUAACCAAAGGUUAAAGGAAAAUGAUAUCGAUCCAACCGCACCCCCAUAUGACUCAUUAGCAACCUACGCAUAUGAAGGUAAUGGUUCUGUGGCAGAGUCCCUCAGCUCCUUGGAGUCAGUGACUACAGAUGGAGAUCAGGACUACGAUUACCUCAGUGACUGGGGGCCUCGAUUUAAAAAGCUGGCAGACAUGUAUGGCGCAAUGGACAGUGACAAAGACUGUUAAUCUGUUGCCUUUUUCUUUUUUUCAUUUUCAGAAACAGCAUUGAGAUAUGUGAAGUGGCUAUUUCUUUCUAUUUCUCCACAGCUCUGUGAAAGGGUUCUCUAUUCUACCAGUUCUAAUUGUCUAAUGACUGCAGUCUGUGUGGCUCAACUGUCAGAAAACUUUUUCUAGUAUCAUUUCAUGAGCUUCCAAGAGGCAAAGUUAUUAUUUUUUAGUGGAUCCAGUUUACCAAGUCAAUCUUACAGGUACAGGAGUAGAGGAGAGAAAAAAGGAUCAGAUGGGGAGCAAUAUUUUUAUUUGUUCUGCUUAUAUUGUAAAUUGGAGUAUAUUACUGUUUAAGCUCACUUACUCUUUUACUUGUAUUUGGAUUACUCGGCUCAGACAACUGCUCUGUUGAUUGUGUAUUGCACAUCCUUAUGUAAUGAGGUACCCUAGUUUAACCUAUGUAUUAUAGUCAAAAGUAGUGGUGGUGGAAUGGAGGUUUAUUACAAAAGUAGAGUCCGCUGAGAAAAACCAUCAAACAUGCAUUUUACUCAUGAAGAGGGUAGAAAGGCCUAAUGGUCAUUCAAAUCUAAGUGUUUUUCUAGAGCUUGCCAUUGCCCCCAAUGCACUGAAUCAUAUUAACACACACAUAUAAAUAUGUAUUUCAUUGACUGCUAUGUAUAUAUUCUCCUGACCUAGCAUUGCUGGAGAUGCGUGUGCGUGCAUGUGUGUGUGGUCAGUAGCCCCUAUAUCUAAUUCUUGGACAGUAUCCAAGUUCUAAAUCAGACUUGCCUUGUGAUAUGAGGCAAGUCAUCUAAUCCAAGUCCAGAUUAGACCGUGACUUGGAGGAAGGAGCAGAACAAAAACUUUUCUUUGUACUUUUGAUGGCUUCCACCUGCACAUCAGUUCAGCGGUGCUGGCCGCUGUGCUGGGGUCACGGGAGUUAGGCUUUUCAUAUCCAUCUACUUCUGCCUGUUCUCAUGUGCAGGAGGGGAGUGGUUGCUUUAAAGUGACUACCUCCCACUGAGGCAAGAGAAGGAACUGCAUAGGAGGAAAGGAGUACUUUUAUGCCCUGAACUCCCCUGCUUGGAUGCCCAGGGUGGCUCCCUGACUGACUCUCUGUCCAGUUUUGCCAUCUGUUAAGUGGGGAAAUAAUGCCUACCUCAUCAGGAUGUUGCAAGGAUUAGAUGAGUCAUUUGGACAAUGCUUCAGAGAGCGAAGAUGAUGGCAUUCUGCCACAGGAAGUAAUUUCUCAUUCUUUUUGGAUUUGAUUUGCUGUUUCAAGCCCUGAAUGCACAAGUGAGAAUCAACUGUAGUUCCAGCAGCCUGAAAAGUAGGGUUUAUAACUAUUACUCUCUUUCUAAUAAAUUAGUCAGCUAGCGUCAUUAAAGACUUCACUAAGAGAGAGCAUUUUAAACACAAGUGCUCAGUGCAUGUGUUUAUCUGCUUUGCCAAGUUAAGUGAUUUUUGUCAAGGCAGGGGGGAAGGGAUUACUAUAGUACUCAGACCAAAACCUUUUCUUUACAGCUGGGUGCAUCACCCAGUACUUCUGUUGGUCUGCCAAGAACAUGCAGUAGCAGCUAUUCAAACCCAGACACUUUAGUACCCAGAGAUACUAUUUAGAGAAAAUCCUGAGUGGUGGCCAAGAGGCCCACCCAGUUCCAGGAGCUAAAAGCAUUCCUGAGUCCCACAGUAGGGAGCUGUGACACCAUACCAAGGAAAGGGGGACUUUUAUAUAUAUGUAUGUAUGUGUAUAUACAUAUAUAUUAUAUAUAUGCACAUAUAUCCCUCACAAAUAACUAAUCUAAUUUAUUUCAUUUUCAAAACAGUAUUUCAUACUAGAAUUACAGGCAUGGAUUGAUUCCCCAUCCCCACUCCUUGCAAUCAAUUUGCAAGUGAAUCAAUUUGAAAACCAAAUAAUUUACUCAAAAAAUAAAAUACAAGGAAAAAAGUUCACAAACAGAAAUUAAAAGGGAUUAAAAAUUAGUCCCUGGAAUUCAUUACUCAGAGUUAAAUAAGGAGAGUAGCAGGAUGCAAGACUAUUAAAAAUUUAUGAGCAUGACAACAUAAUUUCAGAUUUUGCAAACCAGCUCACACCUAAAGGACAAGCAGCCUAUAUGUGAUGUCCUCCCAUGACCAGAAAGGACUCCUUUGCAGGAGAUCAUUACACAAUUGCAAGUUUAAACCAAGGCAGCUAGUGGUUCAUAGAUGCUCAGCACUAUAGAUAAGAUGGGUUGUCAGAGUGGAGAGGGUCCAGAGUUUUGAAAGCUGCUGAGCCUCCAGUCUCACUGAGGCCUCUCAAGGUACUUUAUUCCAGUGGAGUUAGGUGCCUGAGCCUGCUGUGCCUGUCACAACGGCAAUGACGCAGCUAGGCUCUUCUAACAUUCUCCUAAGGAUCUCUCUGCGAUUUAAGAUGAUACCUUUAAAAGUCUAGCCCUUCAUGGCUUCCUUGAAAUCAGAGCAUCCAGGAAGCAGCCUGUUCGAAACCGGGCUCUGGUAUACAAGACAGAUCAUCUGUUUCCAAAAUGUUUUUCAGCAGCAUGGGAAGAGAAGUAGAUGCUUGACCCCACCUACUGCAGGCUCCUCACUUUGGGCUGGUCUCCUCAUGCUGUCAGUGGAGAGGUGACAGUGCCCUUCAGGGGGCUUUUUCAAGUAGGAGCCUCACUUUGGUGCUCCACACUGCUCCCUGAAAGGUGCCUAUUUCUCGCUCUUGGCAGUACAGGGAGCACAGGGCAGCCUGCCUCAAACUCAGAACGACACUAGAUGUCUAGAGUUAGUGAAUUCUCCCAGGAAACAGAUCUGCGUGGGGAGAGGACAGCAAGGGUGGCUGUAAGACCUUCUAGACCUGUGGAUGCCCAGGAGUUUGGCGCUACAAGCCAUUCCCAGCCCAAAGGGAAGAGGGACACGCUGUCACUUGACUGAAGGCAGCCCUUACACUUGCCUCCACACAGGGAGCCUGCCCAUAACCCUGAAAGGACCGGACCGAUCUGCAAGUAAAUUUGCCUUAGUCCCUCUUUGAGAUGGAAUAACAAGAUAGGGGUGGAUCACUGAUCUCCCUGUAACUAUUCUCCUAUGUUCAUACAGCGAUUUUGUCCAAUUUAGUGAUAGUUAGUAACAAGUUAAGCUCAAGUUUUGCUUUUUUUUUUUUUCAUAGAUGGUUUUAUCUUGUCCAACGAGUGACACAGUAAAUGGAGAGUGGCUACUUGCGCCUAUUGUGUAAAUAUAUUUUAUAUAAAUUAUGUAAUGACACAAAUGUGGUGCCUGAAUAGCAGAUGGAUUCUUCUAAAAACAAACAAAACAUUUGAGGAAAAUGCAUAACUCAUAUUUGAAUUAUUAUUUACACAUCCAGGUUUUGAAGUCUUUUUCCGUCCACAAAUUAGACAAAUUUAGUGUCUCUCCUGCACAGCAAGGGGAGUUCAAUUCUGACUUUCCUUCUUUCUUGGCAGUAUCACAAAGUAUAGUUUAAAAGAUUGGUGCUGCGUAUUAAAUAUUUAAAAUGCCAUAUUGCAGUGAAUACAAAACUUUGCAGUAGUAUUUCUUUGCACCUUCUUGCAUGCCAGAGUGCUAGAUGAUAUAGAAACGUGUAUUCUACAAUGCUUUCACACGAUGCUAGAAUUGUCUUUUAUAGAUAAAGAAGCAUUAGAUUAUCCACAAGGUGGAUUUCAAGGUUGCAUUAAGAAACACUGCUCCUAUUAGAACCUUAUCUAUUUGAGAAGAAGAAAGAAUGUUAAGGGACUUAGCUAAGCCAGACAGAGAUGAGCAACGCAGUUCACUUUUCAUUCGAAAAAGCAUCUGAUCUAAAAACAGAGGAGCUAUUAAGAGACAUCAAGGAGUUCCGUGCAGUUAAUGUGAAAUAAGGGCCUGUUUACAUGGGUGAAAUUCCCAGCCUUGCUAUUGCAGAACAAUAACAUCUCUACAGUUAUAAUAGACUAAGGAUUCUAACGUAGCUAUUCCAUUCCAACUCCCAAAGCGGCCACUUUAUUCCAGAAGAAGAAAAGAGAUUUUAUAUAUUUUGUUAGCUGUCAGGUCUUACUUCACUCUGUGGAAAGGUAUUUCAUAGCUGUAAAAUGUGAAUGGGAGAGGCAUUCUUCAAAUUAUUAAGUUUUGCAAGUAGUAGUCUACAUUACAUGGCACAACAUUUUUACUUCUCUGUCACAGAAAGAAAAAAAAAAUAAUUAACUGAACUUGUUAAUUGUUAAUUUACUUAUGAAUCCCAUAAAAAGCAGUAUGGUCAUAAACAAGUGGAGCAGGGAAAAAUGGCUAUGGAAAUGUGUGUGCACAUGGAUAUAUGCACAGUAUGAAUAAAAAGAGGAAAAUAAUGAACAUUGGCAACUGGACACAUUUCUAAUUCAGACUUAUCCAUGUUGAGCAGGGACGAUAGUGCAGAGCCACUUCUAACACCUCCAGAAUUCCUAGAGCAGCCAGAGGGAGUUUUGCAUGGAUAGGGAGCAAGAUACUAUCUUCUUUUGGAAGAAGCAAAAGAAAUUCAGUCUAUUUUGAUUCAAAUCUCUAGGGAAGAAAGUCCCCACUGUUGAUGAACUGCUGCAAGUUUCUGAUGAUUAUUAUUAAAGCAUGUUAAACUUCUGCAACAGAUCUAUCUUGUUGGCCUUCUGCAGCAGUGGUCAGUGAACUAUGGCCAGUGAUUUCUGAGCAGGUAACUGGGGACACCAUUAUGUUAGCUCUCCCCAACAGGGAGUGUGUUUUAAAUCCCUCUUUACUUCAUUGCUAUAACAGGUAUUAAAGUGUUUUAGAAGACCACAGUCCCAGCUGGGUGCUGCCAUCUCCUGCCCCUUUGUGUUUCAAUUAACACUGCAGUCUGAGCUCCCUUGUCAAAUGAGAGCUGACAAAUUAACAGGCACUUCGCUACUUCUGACUAGUACGUUGUAUUUCGUAAAUUGUGAAAGGCAGUGUUCUCUUCAGCCCCUCUAGAACUGUGAAACAGCAGCCUCCUCCAAUAAAUGUCAAAUCACAACAUUUUAAUGUUUGGUAUUUAGAAAGAACUGUUUUCUAAAAGACUGUUUCUGUAUUUAAAAAAGAAGAGUUAACAAAAGCAUAUUUAAAGUCUAGAGCCUCACACGCUGCUCCAGUAGGAAGGGAAAAGCACAGUAGUCAACUCACUUGAGAAAGGAGGGAAGAUGUCUUUCAUGUUUUAAUGCCAGUCUGUCCCCUCAGCCGUUUUAUUUCGGCACAGCAGAGGCAAUCUUGACCAUGCCCAUCGUUCUGCAGUCGUACACUUUUUGGCCCAGACCUGCAUUCAUCAUACACUUGUUAUGAACAGUUCAUAAAAUUCAGCAGUGGGUAUCUAAAAACCAUGUCUGGGGUUACAGGGCAUCCAAGAGUGAGAAAAUGGGGAGUUUCAGGAAGAAGAGCAGAAAAAUAAUUGCAUGGGGUUUAGGGUAGAGGGUAGUCAGUCAUAUACAAGGCAGCCCCACAGCACUUAAAAGCCAGAAAGCUGUCAUAUUACGCAUAGUUACUAGGUUUCAAAGGAGUUUUUUUUAACAGAACCUGCUCUUAUUUCUUCUGCAUGUUUCUUUUCCUUUCAAAAAAAUAAAAAAGACAGGAGCUGCAAACUUUAAAAUUUCCCCUUCCACAAAGUUGAUUUGACAAAUAAGGCACAAGUUCAGCACAUAGAGAAUUCCCUUCCACUUCGACAGGCUUUUGACCUUUCCUAAGAGACUGCACUAUUUAUGUAAAUAUACCUGGAGACACUUUCUAUAAGCUUUUAGUUUUCUAUGAUUAUUACUUUAGUGUUUAUUAAAGAAACAAAUGUAUAGAAUUAUUAAGCAUUCAGGUAAAAACAACAAAGAAGCAACACUGCAAACAUGAAAUUGUCUUGGAUUUUGACACAUGAAAACUCUUCAGAAUCACUGUACUGUUUUAAUUCUGUGAUUACUUUGAUUGCUUUGAAAAUUAAACUUAAAAAAAAAAAAGGCCUUAUAAUAAAUGCUAUGUGCAUCUUAACUGUGUUACUGAGCUAAAUCAAUCUGGCAAACUCCUAUUGCAAUCUGUGAUUUUUAAACCCUUAAAAUAAAUGCUUUUCGGUAUUGAUUUUUUUAAUUAAAAAUACUUCCAAGCAUAAAUUGAAACUGAUGCCAUCACCUGGGAGGAUUUACUUGCUGGCAUGCUCCAGCCGCACAGUCCCUCGCAACGUCAUCCCCUUGUUCUAUGAGGGAGCCUGAGCAUCAGAUGGAAACGGUCACCAGUCAGCAUAGAGGAACAUUUGUGAGCGAUAAGAUUUCUGUCACUCAAGAGGCUUACACCUAGAAGCUUCCUGUAUUACAAAGGGCCCCAUGCAGAAAUGCUUAUCUCUCUUGCAGCAUGGCUGGGCAAUUUGUUAUGGUCAGAUGGCAAGUGUGCACUCUCUCCCUUAUAUUUCUUGUUCACUGUAAUGGCUUUUGGGGGGUGGGAGGGGGGAAGAAAUUUAUGGAUUUAAUGAGAAACCAAUUUGAACAACGAUUUCUCACAGAUAGAGUGAAUUUGCCUUUUUGCAAAUUGA